AUGGCACAACUAGCUAUGGGUGGGCCAGAGAAGGACACCAUUUGUGAGCUGUGUGGAGAAUCGCAUCCUUACCCGGUUACCUACCACAUGCGACAAGCCCACCCUGGCUGUGGUCGAUAUGCUGGGGGUCAAGGAUACAACAGCAUUGGCCACUUCUGUGGUGGUUGGGCAGGAAAUUGUGGCGACGGAGGCAUUGGAGGUAGCACCUGGUACCUAGUCUGCGACCGCUGUCGAGAAAAAUACCUGAGAGAAAAACAAACUGCUGCAAGAGAAAAGGUGAAGCAGUCGAGGAAAAAACCAUUGCAAGUCAAAACUCCAAGGGCUUUGCCUACUAUGGAGGCUCACCAGGUCAUCCGUGCAAAUGCGUUGUUCCUACUCUCUCUGAGUAGCGCAGCAGAACCCAGCAUGCUUUGCCACCACCUGCCCCGGCCCCCACAUCCACAGAUGCUCCCCAGCCUUAAGGAGGGCGUGUCUGAGGAAAUACCAAACAAAAUUGGAUGUCUAUACCUUCAGACGCUUGCCAGGCAACACACUGAAAACUUUGGGGGUUACCAGGAUGAUAAUCUUUUCCAAGAUGAGAUGAGGUAUUUGCGCUCGACCUCUGUUCCUGCCCCCUACAUCUCAGUCACCCCUGAUGCCUGCCCUAAUGUGUUUGAGGAACCAGAGAAUAACAUGAAGUCAAUGCCCCCAAGUCUUGAGACAAGUCCUAUCACUGACAGUGAUACAGCUAAAAGGACAGUGUUCCAGAGAUCAUACUCAGUCGUGGCUUCUGAGUAUGACAAACAACACUCUCCAUCACCAGCCCGGGUUAAGGCUGUCCCGAGACGCAGAGUGCAUAGUGGUGACGCAGAGGUAGGAUCUUCACUGUUGCGACACCCCUCUCCCGAGCUGUCCAGGCUUAUCUCUGCACAUGGCUCACUCAGUAAAGGAGAGAGGAAUUUUCAGUGGCCUGUCUUGGCCUUUGUCAUCCAGCACCAUGACCUUGAGGGGCUGGAAGUGGCUAUGAAGCAUGCUUUGAGAAAAUCUGCCUGCCGAGUCUUUGCUAUGGAGGCUUUCAAUUGGCUGCUGUGCAAUGUAAUUCAGACCACAUCCCUCCACGAUAUACUCUGGCAUUUUGUUGCGUCCCUCACACCAUCUCCUUUUGAGCCUGAAGAUGAAGAGGAGGAAGAGAACAAAGGCAACAAGGAAAUAGUGGAGCAGGAAAGGGAUCUUGGUGUCUGCGAACAUCCUCUGUCCGACAUUGUCAUUGCUGGGGAGGCCGCUCACCCUCUCCCCCACACCUUCCACCGCCUCCUGCAGACGAUCUCAGACCUCAUGAUGUCCCUUCCCAGUGGUAGCUCGCUUCAACAAAUGGCUCUCAGAUGCUGGAGUCUUAAAUUCAAGCAGUCAGACCAUCAAUUUCUUCACCAAAGCAAUGUUUUCCAUCACAUCAAUAAUAUAUUGUCCAAAUCGGAUGAUGGGGACAGUGAGGAAAGCUUUAAUAUCAGUGUGCAAUCAGGCUACGAAGCGAUGAGCCAGGACUUGUGUCUUGUCACGUGUCUAAAAGACCUAACGAGUGUCGUAGACAUGAAGACAUCUAGUCGUCCAGCCAUGAUUGGAAGUCUCACUGAUGGAUCCACUGAGACCUUUUGGGAAUCUGGAGAUGAAGACAAGAACAAAACCAAAAACAUCACAAUUAGUUGUGUCAAAGGCAUAAAUGCUUCAAAUGUGUCUGUUCAUGUGGACAACUCAAGAGACAUUGGGAACAAAGUCACUUCAGUCACAUUCCUUUGUGGAAAAGCAGUUGAGGACCUCUGCAGGAUUAAACAGGUUGACCUUGACUCUCGACACAUGGGCUGGGUGGCAAGUGAGCUUCCUGGUGGGGAUCAUCAUGUGAUCAAAGUGGAACUGAAAGGCCCAGAAAACACAUUAAGGGUUCGACAAGUCAAAGUCCUCGGCUGGAAAGACGGCGAGAGCAUCAAGAUUCCAGGACAAGUGUCGGCCAGUAUGGCCCAACAGAAGAACUGUGAGGCUGAGACACUUCGAGUGUUUCGCCUCAUCACCUCACAGGUAUUUGGAAAACUAAUUUCGGGUGAUGCUGAGCCAACUCCAGAACAAGAAGAGAAAAACCUUCUAUCAUCACCAGAGGGAGAGGACAAGGCACCAUCAGAUGCAGAUCUAAAGGAGCACAUGGUUGGCAUCAUCUUCAGCAGAAGCAAGCUCACUAAUCUCCAGAAACAAGUGUGUGCACAUAUUGUCCAAGCUAUCCGAAUGGAGGCUACUCGCGUCAGGGAGGAGUGGGAGCAUGCCAUUUCUAGCAAGGAAAAUGCCAAUUCUCAACCUAGUGACGACGAUGCUUCCUCAGAUGCCUAUUGCUUUGAGCUGCUGUCCAUGGUGCUAGCUCUCAGUGGGUCUAAUGUGGGCCGCCAGUAUCUUGCACAACAGUUAACGCUAAUGCAAGAUCUAUUCUCACUGCUACAUACUGCAUCCCCACGAGUACAAAGACAGGUGACAUCUUUGCUUAGACGAGUGCUACCUGAAGUAACUCCAGUACGACUGGCCAGCAUUAUUGGAGUGAAGGCUCUGCCUCCUGCAGACAUCAGUGAUAUUAUUCACUCGACAGAGAAAGGAGACUGGAACAAAUUGGGCAUCUUAGACAUGUUUCUGGGAUGCAUUGCUAAAGCCCUUACUGUGCAGCUGAAAGCCAAAGGUACCACUAUCUCUGGUACUGCUGGCAUGACUGUAGGUAAAGGGGUAACAACGGUCACGCUGCCAAUGAUCUUCAACUCUUGUUAUAUCAGAAGAGGUGAGAGCCACUGGUGGAUGAAAGGCUCCACUCCUCCACAAAUAGCAGAGAUCAUCAUAAAGCUGGUCAAAGACAUGGCAGCAGGACAUUUAUCUGAUGGGUGGUCCAGAGUCACCAAAAAUGCCAUCGCUGAGACCAUUAUUGCUCUGACCAAAAUGGAGGAGGAGCAUAGGUCCCCUGUAAGGUGUAUCGCCACAACACGGCUUUGGCUUGCCCUGGCUUCACUUUGUGUUCUGGACCAGGAUCAUGUAGACAGGCUGUCAUCUGGCCGGUGGAUGGGCAAAGAUGGUCAACAAAAACAGAUGCCCAUGUGUGACAAUCAUGAUGAUGGCGAGACAGCAGCCAUCAUCCUGUGUAACAAUUGUGGAAACCUCUGUACUGAUUGUGACAGAUUCCUCCAUUUGCAUCGGCGCACCCGCUCUCACCAAAGACAGGUUUUUAAGGAGGAAGAGGAGGCUAUAAAGGUGGAUCUUCAUGAAGGCUGUGGAAGGACCAAGCUAUUCUGGCUAAUGGCUUUGGCUGACUCAAAGACUAUGAAGGCCAUGGCAGAGUUUCGAGAACACACGGGUAAACCAGCAUCUAGCAGCUCGGACGCCUGCCGUUUCUGUGGUACCAGGAAUGGAACUGAGCUCUCUGCUGUGGGAAGUGUUUGUUCAGACCCAGACUGCCAGGAGUAUGCCAAACUUGCCUGCAGUAAGACUCAUCCUUGUGGGCAUCCAUGCGGUGGAGUCAAGAAUGAAGACAGCUGCUUGCCGUGUCUUCAUGGCUGUGACAAAAACACUGGCUGCCUGAAACAAGAUGCAGAUGACAUGUGUAUGAUUUGCUUUACCGAAGCCCUCUCGGCUGCACCUGCGAUACAGUUGGACUGCACACAUGUGUUCCACCUUCAGUGCACUCGCCGUGUGCUGGAAAAUCGCUGGCUUGGUCCUCGUAUUACAUUUGGUUUUAUGCAGUGUCCAAUUUGCAAGAACAAAAUCAACCACUCUGUGCUAAAGGACCUGUUGGACCCAAUUAAGGAGCUUUACGAGGAUGUGAGAAGGAAGGCUUUAAUGAGGCUGGAGUAUGAGGGUCUCCACAAGAGUGAGGCCAUAACGACACCCGGCGCACGCUUCCACAGUGACCCUGCAGGAUUUGCCAUGAACAGAUAUGCAUAUUAUGUCUGCUACAAAUGCAAGAAGGCCUAUUUUGGAGGAGAAGCACGCUGUGACGCUGAGGCAGGACAGGGAGAUGACUACGACCCCAGUGAGCUUAUCUGUGGAGCUUGUUCCGAUGUGUCCAGGGCUCAGAUGUGCUCUAAACAUGGCACGGAUUUCCUAGAGUACAAAUGCCGGUACUGCUGCUCUGUGGCGGUUUUCUUCUGCUUUGGCACCACACACUUCUGCAAUGCUUGUCAUGAUGACUUCCAGAGGAUGACCAGCAUCCCUAAAGAGGAGCUGCCUCAUUGUCCUGCAGGGCCCAAAGGCAAACAGCUGGAAGGAACAGAGUGCCCGUUGCAUGUGGUACACCCUCCGACAGGGGAGGAGUUUGCUUUGGGCUGUGGUCUCUGCUCUAAGCCCGGCGUCUUCAGCCAUUGGUGA
Knipowitschia caucasica is the source of this 4362-nucleotide messenger RNA. Lineage: Eukaryota; Metazoa; Chordata; Actinopteri; Gobiiformes; Gobiidae. The record is from the annotation of a GenBank genome assembly.